UUUCAAAUUAUUGCUGUUUUAGCAAGAUAAUAAAUUGUUACUAAUAUGGAAAAUCUAUUCCUGUAAAUCAUGAAGUCUGGUCAGUUGGACCAUUCUAUAGUUUCGCUUGGUAUUGAUCCGUCUCGUUACUAUGAUAACGAUAAAGGUAUUAGGAGCAAAUCGUUUUAUCGGAAGUGGAGAGGCUUAACAUCUCAACAGAAAUGCGUAUGGAUUUUGUUAAUGUUCUCACUGCUCUCACUGUUUUAUGUAUUCGCGCACAAAACUAGAGUUUCUGUAGGAUCUAUUCAUGGAACGUUUGAACAUGUCCCUCACCCUUUAAAUAAUCCACGACAUAAAAAACUAGAUAAAAAAAGAUAUAUUGAAAAAAUACAUAGAGAACUAGACGAAAAAAUUCGUCCUUUGAAACGUGGCCCACCCAAACUUCGGGGUGGUCUCGUCAAGUCCUCCACAGAAGAUACUCAUAACGUAGAUAAACACAGACAGAAUGUUAAUAAUAAGCCUGGGAAAUUAGAUUUGUAUGUAAAGGAUCUUGAAAAAAAUAACGCAGUCAGGAUACCAGAAGAUGGCAUGCGUAAACUUGCACCAAAAGAUGACCCAAAGAAAUUAGAUCAUGUUGAUAAUAAAAGCGCUGAAGCAAAAAAUGACAAAAUAGAAGAUGCAAAUGGAAAAAGCAAAGACUAUGCUCGUUUUCCUGAGAAUAUUCCAAUGACUGCAAGACAGUUGGGAGUAGUAGAGACAUGCAAGCAUGCUUGGUUGGGGUACAGAAAAUUUGCAUGGGGUCAUGAUGAACUUGCACCAAUAGCUAGAUCACACCAUGAAUGGUUCAUGCUUGGGCUGACCAUUGUUGAUUCUUUAGACACCUUGUGGUUAAUGAAUAUGAAGAAGGAAUAUAAAGAAGCCAGAGAUUGGGUAGAGAACGAGUUGUCCUUCUCCAAGCCAGUUACAGUGAAUUUAUUUGAAACUACAAUUCGUAUAUUAGGCGGAUUAUUGAGUAUUUAUCAUAUGACUGCGGAUAAGAUGUUCCUUGAGAAAGCUGCUGAUCUUGGUGAGCGACUGUUGGGUGCUUUCAACUCACGUUCGAAAAUUCCUUACUCCGAUGUCUUGCUACGUGACAAAGUAGGCAAGCCUCCUUCAUGGAGUCCAGAUAGCUCUCUAUCGGAAGUGACUACUAUUCAGCUUGAAUUCAAAGAUUUAUCAUAUGCUUUAAACAACCCUGCGUACAAGUCGGCUGCGGACAAUAUUAUGCUUCAUAUAUUCUCACUUCAAAGAAACGCAGGCUUAGCACCAAUAUAUAUAAACGCUGACUCAGGAGAGUUCCGUCCUGGUUCUCACAUUACGUUUGGAGCACGGGGUGAUAGUUAUUACGAAUAUUUGCUCAAACAGUGGAUCCAAACUGGCAAGACUGAUGAAGUAAUGAAAAAAGAAUAUUUAACAGCAAUGGAGGGGAUGAAAAAACUACUGGUGAGAAAAACAAAAACGACUGGAUUAACGUUCGUUGGUGAACUGCUAGCUGGAAGAAAUUUUAGUCCCAAAAUGGACCAUUUAGUGUGUUUUCUUCCGGGAACACUUGCUCUUGGUCACUAUCAUGGUCUGCCAGCUUGGCAUAUGGAGCUUGCCAAAGAAUUGACGGAAACUUGCUAUCAGAUGUAUGCAAGAAUGGAGACAGGUUUAAGUCCUGAAAUAGUAUAUUUUAAUACUGAAGAAGGUGCUGCUGUCGAUCUAUAUGUCAAGCCUUUGGAUGCACAUAACUUGCUUCGACCAGAGACUGUUGAAUCGUUACAUAUUAUGUAUCAAAUUACCAAAGACAAGAAAUAUCAAGAAUACGGCUGGAAAAUUUUACAAGCCUUCAAUAAACAUUGUAAAGUGCCGUCCGGCGGUUACGUCAGUUUGAAUGACGUCAGAAACAGUGCAAAUCCCAGGCCAGGAGGAGCGAGAGACAAGAUGGAGAGCUUCUUUUUAGGAGAGACGUUGAAGUAUUUAUAUUUACUUUUCAGUGACGUUGAUGUUAUUCCUCUUGAUAAAUAUGUGUUUAAUACUGAAGCACACCCUUUACCAGUAUUUAAACAUUAAUUUCUUACUUAUUCAUUUUAUGCAAUUUUGUAGAUUUACUAGACUGUUUGUUAUUGACUUUGUUCAGUUAGAUUCUGCAAAAUAACCAAUUUUAAUUAACUUUUACAAAAAUUGUGUACAAUCAUCGCAUCAGUUCAACCUCAAUUAUGGUUAAUCUUUUUCAGCAUGAAAUAUUGCAAUGUUUAUUAUGAAAAAAAAUAAUGACUUUUUAAUAUGCUAUAUGUUCGAGUUGCUACAACUUCUAAAAAAUCUGCAAUUUGCGGAAAUUUUUUAAAAUAUAAAAAAAAAACAUUAUUCAAACCUGAAUUUCUUAUGUCUCUUGUAUUAAAAUUAAUUUUUUGUUAAUCCGUUUGUUUUUCUCAUUAACUCACGUGAUUAAAAACUUUGUUUUAGGGAUGUCAAACUUAUUCUUUUCCUCAAAAAUUGUUGUUGUAAUUAUGUUUGAUCUAAUCAUAAUUAUCCAAAACAUUCUAAAAGUAGGCUUAAAGUCUCAAAAAUAGCCUGGAAUAUAUAAAGAAAAUGUCCUAAAAAGAUGAAAAAAGAGUUCUGGUAUUUGUAGCAAACUUGAUGCACCGAAAAUACUCGAUUAAACUCCGGAGCUUAUUUGUCAGAAAAUAUUUUUGAAGAUGUGACUUAUUAGACGGGGGACUUAAUAAAUUGACAACAAUUUUUUUAAUAUCACACAUUCAGCAAACAAUCACAGGGCUUAGUUAAAAGAUGAUGGCCCAUGAAAAAAUUAAGGGAGUGUUUGUAGAAAAUCUUUUGCUACUUUUUCUUGCUUUUGCAUAUUACAAAAAAAGGUUAUCUCGUUUUCUUUUGUACACCUAGCAACUGUGACGUCAUAUAAAGAAACUAUUAACAUAUGAAAAGACAUUUCUUUUAUUUGCCAACGUUUUUAAAUUAUUGCUUUUAAAGGGUCAACUUUUGAGGUUUGUACUAAGUUUUGAAAUUCUAAUAAAACCGAAAACAUGUUUUUAUUAAUUAGUUUUGUUAAAAAUAAAAACCCUUUGUAAUAUAUCCUAAUUAAAGGGUAAUUUAAAGUAAAAGGGUAAAGCCAUAAUCCCGACCUAACGAGUUUUAGCUGUGUUUUGAUGCUCGUAUAAUUUAUUUAUUUACUUUUUAUAACCACAUUUUUUAGAGGUCGUGUCAAUUUUAGUGGCAUCAAAAUAUUGUUUUUUUUUCUUUAGAUGUUUAUUUAUUUGGUUAUUUGAAUAUAAUAAAUACUCAAAUAUUAGAA
Hydractinia symbiolongicarpus is the source of this 3307-nucleotide messenger RNA. RefSeq names its product endoplasmic reticulum mannosyl-oligosaccharide 1,2-alpha-mannosidase-like. The transcript is spliced from 7 exons. The coding region runs from base 70 to 2070 and encodes 666 amino acids. NCBI's taxonomy places the organism in Eukaryota, Metazoa, Cnidaria, Hydrozoa, Anthoathecata, Hydractiniidae. The record is from RefSeq and is a predicted model, not a curated record. Gene Ontology annotation, biological process: N-glycan processing; carbohydrate metabolic process. Gene Ontology annotation, molecular function: calcium ion binding; mannosyl-oligosaccharide 1,2-alpha-mannosidase activity. Gene Ontology annotation, cellular component: endoplasmic reticulum; membrane.